Wallemia mellicola CBS 633.66 is the source of this 1122-nucleotide messenger RNA. RefSeq lists its product as hypothetical. Bases 133 to 984 code for a protein of 283 amino acids. Lineage: Eukaryota; Fungi; Basidiomycota; Wallemiomycetes; Wallemiales; Wallemiaceae. The record is from RefSeq and is a predicted model, not a curated record. The transcript is spliced from 3 exons.
UUGAACGCAAACAAGCAAGAGAUUGAUAGUGUAAUUACACUAAUCCACUAAUAAAAUUAUAUACGAGCUAUCUUAUAGUAAUUAAUUUCCAUUUUAGUCCAAGCAACAGCGCUUGUGUUAGGACAGUCAGGAAUGCCGACAAAUGUAUUUACCAACGGCCUUGUACAAGCACUCAACAAUCUCAACGCUCACACACUCGGUGAGAUCGUCAAGGAAGUCCCAGAAAUAUUCGAAACUUACCUUGGAAGGGAUAACUCUCCUGUCACUUUAAUAGCACCUUUGAACAGUGCGUUCUAUAACAGUGGUAUAUCCCAACUCGCACCUGCAAAACUUCAGCAACUGCUCAGCUACCACAUACUCGAUGGUUGGACACCCUACACAGAUGGACGCUAUAUCGUUCCUUCCUUCUUCAUACGUUCAAGAGACCAUUCGUCGCAAUCUCAAAAAGUUGUUGUUGACGUCACACAUGACGGUGCGAAGAUAAACAUUUCGACAGCGCUCAAAACGCUCGCUGUGGAAGGCCGAACGACUUACAUGAAUGUGCAUAUAUGGACUGUACCAGAAUUCGUUGGUAUGCCUGGCGAUUUCUUCGACACACUCUCCAUACUCGGUUUGGGGGACGUUGCGGAUUUCGUGACGGAUUCUCUCCUCAAGCAAGAUAUACGGAGCAUGUAUGGUCUGACUGCAUUCGUGCCAACAUCUCAGGCACUUUCGGAGGAUAUCUACGCUCAAUCGAGGACAGAUGACGAGCAUCGUGAGAUUGUUUUGCGACACUUUCUCACAAAUGGCUCAAUGUUCUACUCCCCGGAGCUCGUUGAUGGACUCUCGCUCGAGACGCUCGAGGGAUCUUGCGUUGCUAUAGUCGAGAAGCCUGACGGUAUGAAGCAGGUCGUAGGACAUGAUGGAUAUACCACUGCGAAUAUCCUUCGAAGUGAUAUUUUGCUGUCUAAUGGUGUCAUGCAUAUUAUUGACAAGGUGCUUUGAAGCUUCUUGCUACAUUUAUCUCUUACUUUUUCUUCGCUUUCUUAGACCUCUCUUGCAUUACAGUUUGCAUCUCUAAAUAGGAGCUCAUUUAUUGACAUAAUUUGUAUUUCUAUUCUAUAAUUUAUUAAUGAUUUUCUU